AUGGGUGUCCUCCGCCUCCCUAACCCAAUCGCCACAUACAUCCCGGACACUCGCUCCCGCCUUAUAACUACAUCCAUGAUCUCUCAACCCUUAAGUCCUGAUCUUGACUCAAACUUCGGUGACGGAGCCCUUCCCACCACGGUUCUCCCCGCUCUAGAGUAUAUCUCCAACAAGCUUGGUGCUUGCACUCACUUAACAAUCCUCGUCGGCUGCGGCGCACCUCUCCCCUUCGCCCACCAACCCGAGCUCACUCUCAUCCCCAUUGCCCCAUUAGAUCAGCAGACAUGGCGGACGCUUCACCGCAUUGUCCGGAAAGCCUCGAAGAAAUUUUCUCUCGGCCUUGCCUGGUCCAAUGCCCUCCAGCGCAGCCAACAACGCCAGUCCCUGAACGAGAACUGCAACGACUAUCUCCUCCGCCAGUCCAUUUUACAGAACGACGUCCUCUUUACCCAGGAGGGCCUGACCCUCCUAAGCAUUGAUCGUCUCUAUACCAUCAAGUGCAGACUGCACGCAUACUCGCAAGGCGCUGCGCGCCAGAACGGCAUCCCCGACCACCUUUACAUUAAAUCCUGCGUGAAAUUGCUGAGGCAGACCGUCGCAGACUACAAGGGCCGACCAUUCAGCCUGGCCUUCUUCAACAGGAUCUACGAGGACCUGUCAGUUCCCGAGCACCUGCUGGUCGAGGUUGCCAACGAGUAUCAGGCCAGGUAUGCCCGGACGGGCAUCGUGCUCCCCCAGAAGAUGUCUCCGUCUGCCGCCCCUCCACCACCCAACGGACAGCAGCAGGCACAGCAACAGCCUCAAACGAAGAGAAAGAAUGUGGAUGGCAUUAAGCGACUGCGCCCGAGAACUCCACUGAGUGCAUCGGACGUCACGCCCAUCACGCAGGGCGAGUGGCAGAUGCUGCUCAGCAGCCAAGCACAGCGACCGCACGACAACAUUACGCUUCACAUUCCCUUUCCCGUGAAGCCGGUGGGCGCGUGA
Messenger RNA from Histoplasma mississippiense, 984 nucleotides. RefSeq lists its product with no specific name. The transcript has a single exon. NCBI's taxonomy places the organism in Eukaryota, Fungi, Ascomycota, Eurotiomycetes, Onygenales, Ajellomycetaceae. The record is from RefSeq and is a predicted model, not a curated record. The coding region runs from base 1 to 984 and encodes 327 amino acids.